AUGCAAGGCCGGAGCAACACAAAAGAACGAAACGAAUAUAAUUCUUCUCAUCGGAAGAGAAACAGUGAGGACGAUGCCUUUUAUCAAGGCGUGUAUAUUGGCGUUCUUAAUAAGUUUUACGACCUUCGCAUAGAGAAGCCAGAGCUUGCCAAAACCAUAGCACACCCAUUUUUCCGUAUCGUUUCUAUUUCGACGGAGUAUGACGAGAUCCAACUUGCUGAGUAUGUCGAGAAUAGAUGCAACGAGAUUUUUCAGUCGGACAUCUCUUCUGGGAUGAAAGUAUCGACCGUACAACGGCGGUUUGAGCGGAAUAAAGUGAUUGAAACACUACACUUGAUGGUCGAUGCGAUAGAGAUGAAGGACUUCUCGUUCUCUUCCACUGAGAACAAUGCGCACGUUGACAAACACACUUAUUACAUCAAAGACAAAUACAACACUCUAGAUAUUAUUAAAAAGGGGUGUAAAAUAAACGAGUUCAUCACGCAGCUGUUUACGUACGAGAGCGAACUUCUUCUUCAAAAGAAUGACCAAUCCCUUCAACAAAUUCUUGGCUUCUGA
Molecule: messenger RNA, 558 nt
Organism: Entamoeba invadens IP1
Lineage: Eukaryota; Evosea; Mastigamoebida; Endamoebidae
Exons: 1
Coding region: 1-558 (185 amino acids)
Source: RefSeq, a predicted model, not a curated record